Messenger RNA from Caretta caretta (loggerhead turtle), 2108 nucleotides. It is a transcript of the gene SPINDOC, whose product is annotated as spindlin interactor and repressor of chromatin binding. The record is from RefSeq and is a predicted model, not a curated record. NCBI's taxonomy places the organism in Eukaryota, Metazoa, Chordata, Testudines, Cheloniidae. Gene Ontology annotation, biological process: negative regulation of DNA-templated transcription.
GUUGUGGGGGCUGGAUGGGAGGUGGGUGGUGCCGCUCCCUUUGCGAAACUCUAUGGUGCCGGGCCCGGGAGCAGCAGCGCGAGCCGCUCUGCCCAGGCCCAGCCAUGGAGGUGAAGGCAGAGGUGCCCCGGCUGGAGUACAUCGCCGUCUCGCUGAAGUGCGAGGCAGAGGAACCUGUGCCAAUUGCAGCCUGUGCCCGGCUCUGUGCCCCCCUGGGCGACCUCGCCCCCCGGGGUCAAGCUGGAGGAGGCUGACAGGGACCCUCUAGACAGAGGGGGAGCACCAGCAGAGGCAGGGCCUGGUAGGGCCUGGCAGCAGGAGUACUUAGUGGGAGACUGCCCGGGGCGCGGCGGGGCCGUGUGCAUGGUCUGUGGCACCUUCCUGGGCACCUGCGGGCCGAGCGCUGCCCGGGAACACGUUCUGCAGCACCACGCCCACUCAUUGGGCCUCAGCCCGGAGGAGAAGCGCAACAUUCUGGAGGCCUGGAGCCAGGGGGGCAACCUGCCCGAGGGGGUACCCCCACCCUGCACCCCAGGUCAGUACCAUGGGGCCAGGGAACCAGCCGAGAUUGAGGUUCUAAUUGACCCAGAGGAGCAGACGGUGACCCGGAAACGUGGGCAGCCCAGAGGGCGCCCUGCCCCCCGCCCAGAUGCUAGGGCCCUGGAGCCCGGGCAGCGCCCGCGGGGCCAGAGGAGACGACAGAGCGUGGGGCCUGUGGAGGGCAUGGCGUUACCAGCCAGGGAGCGGAGGAGCAAACAGCUGAGUGAGGGACAGGACAGGGGCACCGUGAGUCCAGGGACAACGUCCCCCUCAGAGGAGGCUGCCCCCAGCUCAGCGCCCCCCGAAAUCCGCCUCUUCACUGACGGUUCUUUCCCAGCCGGAUUCACGCUCAGGUUGUACUGCAGACCCCAGCCAGCCUCUGGAGGGAGAGAAAUAGGGAAGAAUCCAAGCAUCCAGGAACAGAAGAGCCCAGGGGACAGGGGCAAAACCCAGGCACUGGGGAAGAGACAGAAACAGCUGGGCAAAGCAGGAACCGUGAGACGGGGCUCAGGGAACUCAGUUGGCAGCUGCCCCGUCUCUGCGCUGCCCAGCCAGGAUCUGAACCCAGGUGUCCCCCGCCUCCGCCGCAAGGGCUACUCUCACCAUGGCAUCACCCGGCGCCUCCGCCUGAGCCCCAGUGCCGUCCGCUGCACCCUGCAGAGCUGGCGGGCGCGGGGCAAGGCCCCACCAGCGCCCUCCCCUCCCCAGGCCAAGCCCUUUGAUCCAGCAUGGCGCGCCGACUUCCUGAUGGACUAUGAUGCUGGUGCUGGCACCAUGGUGUGCAUGGUCUGCGAGUACUCACUGCUGCCUAUUCGACUGGGCACCGUCAUGCGCCACAUCCGCCAGUGCCAUGCCGAGACCCUGCACCUGCCUCGGGGUGUGCGCCGGGCCAUCCGUGAGGUGUGGGAGACCCGGGGACCCGUCCCCGCUCCACCCCAGCACGGGGCGCUGAAGGGGGAAUAGCGAGCCAGGGACCUGCCCCUGCUCCUCCCCAGCACAGGGCGCUGCAGGGGAAGGAGUGAGGCUGAGGGGGGAAGAGGGACCUGUCCCCGCUCCACCCCAGCACAGGGCACCACAGGGGAGGCUGCCCACAUACUGCCUGGGGUGACCUGCAGGGGGGCAGGAGCAUCUUCGGGGGUGAGGUAGGACGCUCCUGAUCGACCCAGCUAUACAGGGACACUGAGAUGCACCCCCACCCUCCCCACUAUAGGUGUCCCCCACUCUAUGGAAAUGGCCUUUGAUCUCUGCCUCCUUUGUCCAGCAUUCCCCCUCCACUUCCUGGGGGGAUCCAGCGCCUCCUUGCCCCCUGGCACUGUUCCCCUCGACAUACCUGUCCUUGUGCCCCCUGCCAGUGGGGGCAGGGAGCGCUGGGGCACAGUGCCAACUGGCCCUCCCCAAGCUGCAUUAUAGCCCCAGCUGCAGGGGGCAGCAAACCCCUGUCUCCCCCACUCCACCCAUGCCUAGGCAGGGGUGUGAUGAAUGCCCCCUGCAGUUACCCAGAGCAGCCACACGAGGGCACCCCCACAGAAUGUAAAUAGAGCCAGGAGCAAUAAAUUAUUUUUGAUGAA